Molecule: messenger RNA, 411 nt
Organism: Emiliania huxleyi CCMP1516
Lineage: Eukaryota; Haptophyta; Isochrysidales; Noelaerhabdaceae
Exons: 2
Coding region: 1-411 (136 amino acids)
Source: RefSeq, a predicted model, not a curated record
AUGAGAUACAUGUUCGGCUAUGCCAGUGCCUUCAACCAGGAUAUCAGCGCCUGGGACGUAUCCGCAGUCACUGAUAUGAGCGGAUUGUUCAGCUAUGCCAGUGCCUUCAACCAGGACAUCAGCGCCUGGGACGUAUCUGCAGCCACUGACAUGAGCAGAUUGUUCGAACGUGCCCUUCGCUUCAAUCGGGACAUCAGCGCCUGGGAUGUGUCCACAGCUACUACUAUGUAUAAAAUGUUCGUCGGCGCCGCAGCCUUCUCCCGGUUGCUCUGCUCAGAUGCGUGGCGUGCCUCCAGGGACAAAGGGAUAUCGUUCAAUCUAGGAGUAUUGAACGCAGCUGGGGUAUAUCUCGACAGCUGGAGCUGUGUCGCCGGCGCGCGGGGCGGCCUGCCUCCGGAGGCGUGCCUCUGA